Molecule: messenger RNA, 546 nt
Organism: Fraxinus pennsylvanica
Lineage: Eukaryota; Viridiplantae; Streptophyta; Magnoliopsida; Lamiales; Oleaceae
Source: the annotation of a GenBank genome assembly
AUGGACGUAUCUUCCAAUAGUACGACGGCGGACGCCGCCACCGCAGCGAACACCGGCCCAGAGUACAACACCAGCUUAGUCAAGAAAGCUAAAUUACAGUCCACACUGGCGGCUCUCCUCAAUGAUCCCAUACUUUCCGAUGUAACGAAGAACCCUACGCUGUCUGACGUGGACACUCUAAUCAACUUGGAACUCGGUAGCGCCAUGCGCAUCUGCGUCUUGAAAAUGGAUGGCACCUCUGUAGAUGUGGCGGUGAUGAAUUCUGCAUCCGUGAAGGAUUUGAAAUUAGCAAUCAAGAAAAAAGUGAAUGAUAUGGAGGAAACAAGGAUGGGCCAUCGCCAAAUUUCUUGGAAGCAUGUAUGGGCUAAUUUUUGCCUUUCAUACCACAACGUAAAGCUACUUGACGACAACUCUGCACUUCAGGCUUAUGGCAUUCGGAAUAAUUCUCAGGUGCAUUUUAUUCCCUAUGUUGUUUCAAGGGCUUCUCAACGGCAUUCUAGAGGGAAAAAACACCGUUUCUUUCACGGUCUAAACAAAAAGGCUUGA